Sphaeramia orbicularis (orbiculate cardinalfish) is the source of this 1137-nucleotide messenger RNA. Its product is annotated as P43 5S RNA-binding protein-like. The record is from RefSeq and is a predicted model, not a curated record. Lineage: Eukaryota; Metazoa; Chordata; Actinopteri; Kurtiformes; Apogonidae. Gene Ontology annotation, cellular component: nucleus.
AUGAGUAGUGUUCGCAGUGGGAAGACCGCCGUGGGUCCGUCUGUGCAGCGGUUCAAAUGCACCCACGUGGACUGUGACGCGACUUUCCCCAGAGAGUGGAAGCUGAAGGAGCACGAGACGGUGCACACUGGAGCGCGUCCUUGUGUGUGCACAUUUGCCGGCUGUGGUCGUCGUUUCACCAGAAAAUCCCACCUGCGUCGCCACAUACUGAAGCACCAAGGCGUCAAACAAUUCAAGUGUAAUUCUGCAGGCUGCACGAAGAGUUUUCUUCAAGCAGACCAACUAAAAAGACAUGUUGGUUAUGUCCCCGGAGACAAAAUAAAUCUUUUUAACCUCUUGUAUUUAUUUAUUCCUCUACAGUGUAACCACCCCAUGUGCUCCUUAACCUUUAAAAAGCGCAGAAUGUAUAAACUGCAUUUAAAGGAACAUCAAGUACCUGUUAAGUUCAAGUGUUUGAAGGACGGAUGCGGAGCCACGUUUGACUCCCAUAUCGCCCGUAGCCAUGAGAAGAAGCACACAGGUUACCGCUGUCCUCAUGCUAACUGCCAGGUACUUGAACACACCUGGGGAAAACUUCAGAAACACAUGGCCAAACACCCAGCCACGUUUACAUGCCAGACAUGUAAAAAGGUGUUCAAGAAGGCCAACGCACUUCGGAGACACAAACGGAUCCACGCUUCUCAUAAACCGGUACUGGUUUGUCCUAGACCCGACUGCCAGGCCUACUUCUCCACGACCUUUAACCUGCAGCACCACAUCCGCAAGGUGCACCUCCAGCUCUUCAAAUACAAAUGCUCCUUCCCUGACUGCCCACGCAUGUUUGCUAUGCGGGAGAGUAUGACCAGACACCUGCUUUGCCAUGAUCCAACCAUCAAGUCUCUAAAGAAACGACAGCGGCCCAAGAAGUCCUGGCAGAAGCGUCUGGACGGAUACCAUCAACCCCUGGUGGAGGAAAACCUGCGCCGCCUCUUCACCCUGCGCAUGCGCAUUUCCCGCCGCGCCAAGGUGGAAGCUGACCUCAAGGGUCUCUUCAAUGAGCGUAAGAUCCCCCACUACGUCGAUCCAGAGGUCAACCUACGCGGCCUCUUCGUCAAACAACCUCGUCCUUUAGAGGAAAAAUCCGAGGUUGUGCACUGA